AUGGCCACAGUAGCUCGUCCACGAGAUGAAGACAUUGACAGUGAAUUGUUAAUAAAUGAAGUAGAAAAGAGACCGGCAUUGUUCAAUAAAAAUUUAAAAGAUUAUUCAGAUGCUAAUUUAAAAAGUAAACUAUGGGAAGAAGUGUGCUUAAAUGUGCUGUGUACGACCUGGGGACAACUCAAUGCAGAACAAAAAAAACAAGCAGGAAUAAUGAUACAACGAAGAUGGAAAAAUCUAAGGACGUGCUUUGCAAGAGAAUUGCGUGAACAAAAAUCGGUGAAGUCAGGGCAAUCUGCCAGUAAGCGACGAAAAUACAAAUAUUACGAUCAACUUUUAUUUCUUAUACCAACCGUACAAGUUCGCGAAACAAGUGGAAAUGCUGAACUAAACAAUAAUAAAAUGAGUUAUGAAGAAAAACUAAUCCAUAUACUUGAAGAAAAAAAAAAUGAAACUGCUCCAAGCGUGGUUGACUCAGACACAAAUUUUGCACUGUCUCUUGUACCUAUGCUGAGAGCAAUACCCACACACCAAAAGAUCGAUGCACAAAUUCAAAUUCUUCAGUUACUAAAAAAUUUUCAGAACAAUUCGCUACCAACGAACACACUUGAUUUCAGUAGAAACUUUGCUAAUUACUCCACUCCUUUGCAUUUAAUAACUGGUACAUCUACAUCUAUGAAUCAACCCACCACUUUGAACUAA
This is a messenger RNA of Melanaphis sacchari, 699 nucleotides long. RefSeq lists its product as uncharacterized. Gene Ontology annotation, molecular function: DNA binding. Gene Ontology annotation, cellular component: nucleus; transcription regulator complex. Gene Ontology annotation, biological process: regulation of transcription by RNA polymerase II. Bases 1 to 699 code for a protein of 232 amino acids. The record is from RefSeq and is a predicted model, not a curated record. The transcript is spliced from 3 exons. NCBI's taxonomy places the organism in Eukaryota, Metazoa, Arthropoda, Insecta, Hemiptera, Aphididae.